This is a messenger RNA of Drosophila albomicans, 444 nucleotides long. RefSeq names its product pyruvate carboxylase, mitochondrial-like. Lineage: Eukaryota; Metazoa; Arthropoda; Insecta; Diptera; Drosophilidae. The transcript has 3 exons. Gene Ontology annotation, cellular component: cytoplasm. The record is from RefSeq and is a predicted model, not a curated record. Gene Ontology annotation, biological process: gluconeogenesis; pyruvate metabolic process. Gene Ontology annotation, molecular function: pyruvate carboxylase activity; ATP binding. Bases 1 to 444 code for a protein of 147 amino acids.
AUGACUGAGGCGGCUGUAAGACUGCUCGUGACAGCCAUUUGGGAACAGCAUCCCGAGCACACUUCGGGUGCUGGCAUUGCCCAAGCCGACGCAGAUAUAGUUGACGUGGUCGUGGACUACAUGUCGGACAUGGCCUCGCAGCCCAUUAUGGCAGCUCUGGUGGCCUCGCUGCAGGGCGCUCUCAGACGCGAACACUCUAGGGACCUUUUGAGUACGCCACAACGAUGCGUUCAGGCAACGCGGAUGUGUACUUUAAUGAAAUUCUUGGUGGAAAUUCAUGUGCAUCCCAAGGCGAAGAAGGAGUUGAAAUGUGAAGUGGGUGCUCCGAUGCCCGAUGAUGUCAUCGACAUUCGGGUCAAAGUUGUUAAGAGGCCGCUCAUUGUGUUGUCAGCGAUGAAAAUGGAAAUGAUGGCGCAGUCGUCAGUAUCCGGUGUCGUCAAGUAA